AUGGGGUUUUUCAGGAGAAGGGUUCCUAAAAUUCCCAGAGCCCUCAUUUGGCUCAUUCUUUUAAUACACCUUGGCAUCUUCACUGCUUAUUUCAACUCCCUUUUUGGCUUGUCAAAGACGUGGAUUUUGAGGCAACUGGGCGUUUUCCAGCAUGCCCCACGUAUGCUACAAGAGGACACCCAGGAUCAUCAGGGUUUAAACUACUCUGAUAAUGGGGACUCAAGGGGCUUUUUAAAGGUGACUUUGGGGAGAGACAUCACGAGGCUUGAACAAGAUACGGUUGAGAGGACACCAAGAUGGGAAGGAAAGGACAAGCAGAAGAAAAUGAUGAAACCAGUUGCCAGGGUGGAGGAAGCAAAGGAGAACAUGACUGUGAAACCACCUCCUGGGUUGGAGAGAAUGAAGAAGACAACAGUGAAAACAGGCCCUAGGGUGCAGGAAAACAAGACGAAAACAACAGUGAGACCAUCCCCAGGGAUGGAAGAAGCCAAGGAAAAGACAAUAGUGAAACCACUUCCCGCUGUGGAGGAGAAGGAGAAGGCAACAGUGAAACCAUUCCCUGGGGUGAAGGGAGCUCAGGAAAACAACAUAUCCAAAGACCAAACAAAGCCAACUGUAAGACCUGUUCCUCAGGCUGCUGCAGUGACUGAAAAGAAGAAACUGAGGGCUGCUGACUUCAAGUCUGAGCCACGGUGGGAUUUUGAGGACAAGUACCUGCUGGACAACUCAUCUCCACCAUCGACCUGCUCUGAAUCAGUGAAGGCCAAAGCUGUCAAGUCUGACUGGCUGCGACAUCUUUUCCUGCCCAACAUCACGCUCUUCACAGACAAGCGAUACUUCAGUGGCAGUGAGUGGGACCGCCUGGAGCAUUUUGCACCUCCGUAUGGCUUCAUGGAGCUGAAUUAUUCACUGGUGGAGGAGGUCAUGUCCCUGCUGCCCCCAAAUCCCCACCAGCAGCUGCUCCUGGCCAACAGCAACAGCAGCGUGCCGACAUGCAUCAGCUGUGCCGUUGUGGGGAACGGAGGAAUACUGAAUAACUCUGGGAUGGGCCAGGAGAUUGACUCCCAUGACUACGUCUUCCGGGUGAGUGGGGCUGUGAUCAAAGGUUACGAAAAAGAUGUGGGAACAAAAACCUCCUUUUAUGGAUUCACAGCCUACUCCCUGGUGUCCUCUCUCCAGAUCUUGAGAUACAGAGGGUUCAGCCACAUCCCACAGGGAAAAGAUGUCAGAUACAUUCACUUCCUAGAGGGAGCUAGAGACUACGAGUGGCUGAAGGCUCUUCUGCUGAACAAGAACAUCAGGGAUGGAUUCUUGAACAUCUACGGGCAGAGGCCCCGGGAGAGGUUUGAUAAGGAUUUCACAAUGGACAGAUACUUGGUGGUUCACCCCGAUUUCCUCAGAUACAUGAAAAACAGGUUUUUAAAAUCUAAAAGUCUGCAGAAGCGCUACUGGCGGCUGUACAGACCCACAACGGGGGCCUUCCUGCUGCUGACUGCCCUCCAUCUCUGUGACCGGGUGAGCGCCUACGGCUACAUCACGGAGGGUCAUGAGAAGUACUCGGAUCACUACUAUGACAAAAACUGGAAACGUCUGGUUUUCUACACUAACCAUGACUUCAACCUGGAGAAGCAGGUGUGGAAAAAGCUUCACGAUGAGAAUAUCAUGAAGCUUUACCAGAGAUCCUGA
This is a messenger RNA of Leptosomus discolor (cuckoo roller), 1686 nucleotides long. The record is from RefSeq and is a predicted model, not a curated record. Lineage: Eukaryota; Metazoa; Chordata; Aves; Leptosomiformes; Leptosomidae.